Molecule: messenger RNA, 3307 nt
Organism: Colossoma macropomum (tambaqui)
Lineage: Eukaryota; Metazoa; Chordata; Actinopteri; Characiformes; Serrasalmidae
Product: scavenger receptor cysteine-rich type 1 protein M130-like
Exons: 16
Coding region: 59-3307 (1082 amino acids)
Cellular component (GO): membrane
Source: RefSeq, a predicted model, not a curated record
UGGAGGUGAAGCUUGUUCUGCUGCUGAGUUGAACGGACUGUGUGCUAGUCAGAGGGAGAUGGACAGCUGGGUGGCUCUCAUUCUUCUGUCCUCCACAAUCACACUCACCACAGCUGACAGGGUGAGGUUGGUGGAUGGUGGCAGUCGCUGUACUGGGAGAGUGGAGGUUCUUCAUGAUGAUCAGUGGGGAACAGUGUGUGAUGACAGCUGGGAUAUGAGUGAUGCUGCAGUGGUGUGUAGAGAGUUGAACUGUGUAGAUGCUGUAGCUGCUCUGAGUAAUGCUUACUUUGGACGAGGAUCAGGACCAAUCUGGAUGGAUGAUGUGGGCUGUAAUGGAUCAGAGUCUACACUGCAGAACUGUAAAUCAAGAGAUUGGGGUAAACAUAACUGUAACCAUGAUGAAGAUGCUGGUGUCAUUUGUUCAGGUAAUCUUCACUUCAGGCUGGUUGGUGGUUCUCGCUGCUCUGGGAGAGUGGAGGUGCUUCAUGGAGAGACCUGGUCCACAGUGUGUGAUGCUGACUUUGACCAGUGGGAUGCAGAGGUUGUGUGUCGAGAGCUGGGCUGUGGGCUUCCUGUGGAGGUGCUGGGAGCAGCUGCUUUUGGCAGAGGGGAGGGUCAGGUGUGGUCAGAGGAACUUCGGUGUAGAGGCAACGAAUCUCAGAUUCACUUCUGUCCAACAUCACCUUCACUCAAACACAACUGCUCCCAUGACAGUGAUGUGGGUCUGGUGUGUGCUGGUCACACUCAGGCUCAGCUGGUGAACGGAUCUGACUCCUGUUCUGGUCGAGUGGAGCUCCAGUACCUCAGUGAGUGGGGCACAGUGUGUGAUGUAAGCUGGGAUAUGAGAGCUGCCAGUGUCCUCUGUGGUCAGCUGAAGUGUGGGAGUGCUGUGGCUGUGUUGGGGUCAGACUGGUUUGGGGAGGGGACUGGCCAGAUCUGGGCUGAUGUGUUUGACUGUCAGGGGAACGAAACACACCUGUCAAAAUGUCCCAUUUCAUCAUGGAGUCGAACUGCAUGCUCUCAUAAACAGGAUGCUGGAGUCAUCUGCAGUGAUUCCUCUCUGGUGUUUCAUGAGGGGCGAGUGCGGUUGUCUGGAGGGAUGGAGUGUGAGGGGGAGGUGGAGGUGUACUUCAGGCAGGACUGGAGGAGAGUUCUGCUGGACUCCUGGAGUGAGUCUGAGGCCUCUGUGGUCUGCAGACAGCUGGGCUGUGGCUCUGUGGUCAGCUUCUCCAGCUCUUCUACAUCCAGUCCUGAACACAGACACAUGUGUGUGACAGGUUUCAAUUGUUCUGGGAGUGAAGCUCAUCUGGGGAACUGCAGCAGCGCACAAGCAAUCAACUGCAGCUCCAGAGAACAGCUCUCAAUCACCUGCUUUGGUAAGUUUAAUCCAGCUCACAGCUCCGUCAGGCUAGUUGGUUCUGGGGGAGACUGUGCAGGAAGGCUGGAAGUUUUCCACAGCGGCUCAUGGGGGACAGUGUGUAGUGACUUGUGGGAUGUUGAGGAUGCGCAGGUGGUGUGCAGACAGCUGCAGUGUGGAGUGGCCCUCAGUGCUCUGGUACCAGCCCAGUUUGUACCUGGAACUGGACCCAUAUGGCUGAAUGAGGUGAUGUGUGAGGGGAAUGAGACGUCCCUGUGGAACUGCAGAUUUCAGCUGUGUGGAGAGGAUGAAUGUGGACACAAGGAUGAUGUAGGAGUCGUGUGCUCAGAGUUUAAAGAGAUCAGACUCACUGAGGGCUGUGAGGGGAAUCUGGAAGUGUUCUACAAUGGAACCUGGGGUAAUGUGUGUGUAAAUGGGAUGGAUGAAGAAACAGUGAGUUUAAUCUGUCAAGAGCUGAACUGUGGAAGAUCUGGCAGUGAGUCUUGGGCCAAAGCAAGAGUGGAAUCAGCUCCUAACUGGCUGGAUGAUCUGAAAUGUAGGACACACGACUCCACUCUGUGGCAUUGUCCUUCUUCACCCUGGAGAGAGAACAACUGUGAUAAAGACAAUGAAGUGGCCUGGAUUACCUGCUCAGAAGAUCUAAAUUAUCGUGUAUUACGAAGCCAUCUGAAAUGCUUCUCAUCUACCCAUCACAGACAGUGCUCAAAUCACCUGCCUCUCAGGCUGAGAGGAGGAACUGGAAUCUGCUCAGGGAGGCUAGAGGUGUAUCAUAAUGCUGAGUGGGGAUCCAUCUGUGAUGAUCUUUGGGACAUCAGGGAUGCUCGGGUGGUCUGCAGGCAGCUGGGCUGUGGGUCGGCGCUGAGUGCUGAUGGGAGUGCUGUCUUUGGUGCUGGUGAAGGGCCUAUCUGGCUGAACAGAGUGAAGUGUAGAGGGAAUGAGUUUCACCUGUGGGACUGUCCUCAUUCCCUGAAAAAACACACUGACUGCUCCCACAGGCAGGACGCUGGAGUCACCUGUGCAGUUGGUCGGCCAGUGAAGAGAACAAACACUCUUCUACAAGCUCUUCCAACUGCUGCUGUUCCAUCCAUCUAUCCAGUGUCUCUCCUCAUCCUGGGAACAGUGCUUUUUCUGGCCUUAAUACUUCUGAUAGUGCUGUUUUAUCAGAACAGAGUGCUCAGGAGAGUGCUCUCUAAGAAGAUGGAGAACAUAGUCUAUGAAGGCCUGAGAAGAGGGCUUGAGGGAGUCUAUGAAGGCUUGAGUAGGGGCACUGAGAGAGUCUAUGAGGAGAUUUACUGCAGAUUCAAUACUGCCAGAGCCACUCAAAGGGGAAGUCUCCUCUCUGAAGCACAGCAUUCAGGAUAUGAGGAUGUGGAUGAGGAGCUCUUCCCAGGAAGUAUCCUCUCUGAAGGUCAGCAUUCAGGAUAUGAAGAUGUAGAUGAAGAGCUUCUCUCAGCAAAGUCUCUGUCUGGAAUGAAAUCAGAAUAUUACGAUGAUGUCACCAGUGGUCUGACAAGUGAAUCAGAAAAAGAAGACAUAGCAAAUAACUAUGAUGAUGUCAUCACCACUGGACAGAUCUCUCAGAGUGUCAUAGAGACCAUCACCAUGGUCUGCCAGUCCAAGGGUACUGUUCCCAAGGUUCCUGUGACACCGCAGAGGCAUGUCAGCCUUGACAGCCCCACAACAUCCAGAAGUAAGCCUUUCUGGGCAAAUCUCAACCACCCCUGGUGCCUUGCCGCCAAGGAGCUUGCCAUGGCCCUGACUCCCGUAAUAGAGGCAUGUCUCUUGAGUCUAGGAGUUCCUGAACCUCUUCCACUGACCAACAGUAUCCUUAUUAAAAGUCAGAGUUUCUCCUCCCCUGCUGAGUACAGCUUGAGCAAAACCACUCCGACCACUCCCGAGUCACCGAACAGUUGUCCAGAACCUCCUUAA